Messenger RNA from Pecten maximus, 1983 nucleotides. Its product is annotated as tyrosine--tRNA ligase, mitochondrial-like. Gene Ontology annotation, biological process: tyrosyl-tRNA aminoacylation. Lineage: Eukaryota; Metazoa; Mollusca; Bivalvia; Pectinida; Pectinidae. Gene Ontology annotation, molecular function: ATP binding; tyrosine-tRNA ligase activity; RNA binding. The coding region runs from base 60 to 1499 and encodes 479 amino acids. The transcript has 12 exons. The record is from RefSeq and is a predicted model, not a curated record. Gene Ontology annotation, cellular component: mitochondrion; cytosol.
CUGUACAGCGCGUGUACAGAAUAUAUCCGGUAUUUACCCCGCGCCGCCGAGUUUCCAAGAUGGCCGCGCCCAUUAGUUGGAGCAUGAGAAGAUUUUACAUCAAUGCUUUUAGAUACCAUAUCCGAUGCCAGCAUGUUGGCUUGCAGAUACAGCUUUCCAAUAGGAGACUAUACAACACAAAGGCUCCACGGAACAUAUUAACCCUUCACGACAGAGGCAUCUUUCAAAAUGUCUAUCCCAGUGGCAGUACCCCAGAACUUGUUCAAAAGCUGUCUAAACCAGUAACGGUAUACUGUGGCUUUGAUCCUACAGCUGAAAGCCUUCACAUCGGUAACCUGCUGGCAAUCAUAGCGCUACUUCACUGUCAACGUGGCGGACAUAACCCUAUAGGACUAAUAGGGGGCGCCACCGCCAUGGUUGGAGAUCCUAGCGGUAAAACCAAGGACAGGAAGCCGAUGAAGGUUGCUGAUGUGGAGAGAAACAUGGAGUCCAUUACGGAAAGUCUAUACAGGAUAUUUGACAAUCACAGGAAAUUCAUAUUGAAGGAAGAUAAAGAACUUCCUCCCCUAAAAAUUUUAAACAAUGCUGAUUGGUAUCGAGAAAUUAAUGUCGUCAGUUUCCUUGCAUCCACUGGGCGUCGGUUUCGUCUGGGUUCCAUGUUGUCCCGUCAAAGUGUUUCAGACAGACUUAAGUCAUCAGAGGGGAUGAGUUUUACUGAGUUCAGCUAUCAAAUCCUCCAGGCCUAUGAUUGGUUGCACCUUUGUCGCCAUCACAAAUGUUCAAUACAGAUCGGAGGGAAUGAUCAGCUGGGAAACAUUACGUCAGGUUUUGAACUUCUAUGUGCGGAAACGGAUGAACGUGUAUGGGGCCUGACUGUUCCUUUGAUAACAACACAUAGCGGGGAGAAACUUGGAAAGACCGCAGGAAAUGCUGUAUGGCUGAACUCGGAUCAGACAUCUCCUUUUGAAUUCUAUCAAUUUUUUAUCAAACGGGCGGACGAAGAGGUAGACAGGUAUCUUAAAUUGUUCACGUUUCUAUCAGACGAUCAGAUAACCAAAGCCAUCAAAAGACACAAUGAAAACCUGGGUACCAGAUACGGACAGAAACUUUUAGCAGAGCAAGUUACGCGUUUAGUCCAUGGCGAGGAAGGGCUGGAACAGGCCAGGCGAUGGACGUCGGCUUUCUACACUGGAACAACCGACAGCCUGAACGCUCUGAGUCUGGAUGAGUUACAACAGCUGUUUAAAAAUGUAGUAACAAUACAGAUGCUACGUGACCCUGGCAUGACAGUGAGAGAGAUGUGUAUGAAAGCCAAAAUAUUUAAUAGAGAAGCUGAUGCAGAUCGAAUUAUUGGUGAAGGAGGAUUGUAUAUAAAUCAUUGCAGAACAUACACUCCCGACCUUAUCUUGUUACCAAGGCAACAUAUCCUAUCAAAUGACAUCACUCUAGUCAGACUGGGGAAGAAGAAGCAUUUCAUCAUCAGAUGGCUCAGUCCGUGAUAUUCUCAGAUGUUGACAACAUCUUACAGAUAUAAUUAUAUGUGACUGUUACACUAAUGGAUGGACCAUGUUGGAUACAUUUGUGUUUCAUCACACACAGAUCAAGUUCACUCUUUGUACAAAUUAUUUAAUUUACAAAUCUGUAAAAAAAAAAAAGGAAAAUCAUUAUUUAUAGGUCUUAAUAAAUCUUUAUUCUUUAAUUGUUUAUUUUAGUGCGAAAAUAGAGGCAAUAUAUAAAAAGUUAUUGUUCGACUUUCUUUAUCUAUAAUCAAAAACAAAAACAAUACCACACACACCCUCACAGUCACACACACAUACCCUAACACACACACACAUACCCUAACACACACACACACAUACCCUAACACACACACACACACAUGUUAUUGUAAUAAAAAUCCUUGAGUUGCAAGAAAAUAUUAUAACUUAGAUUCCAAGUCAGGGAAAAGUUCUGGGACACAUUAAAGUUUCAAAAGUUUAAAAA